ACCUCUGUUAUUUCAAACUCAACUGCUUCACCUCCAAAAAUUAAUGUCUACAGAAAGGCAGUUUACAAUCUUGGGAGCACUGUGGACCUGCAGUGCAGUAAUACGACGUGGAUUAAGACAGUGUUUGUUAUCUGGGACAUUGAACUGAAACACAAAAAGUCCAGUGAUGUUGGGGUUUACAAGUGUGAAUCAGUCUACACAGGAGGAAUUGACAAUUAUAUCACUGAAGUGGAUGUCACAGCUCCUCCUGAUGUAUCUGCCUGGUUAGAACGUCGGAGCAACAAGAUGGUGGCGGUGUGCAGAGCAGAAAGAGGGAAGCCUGCUUCUACCAUCAGCUGGAGUCUUGCAGGAAAUGACUCUGUGACACAGCAGCAGGACCCAGAUGGAUCAGUAACAGUGGAGAGUCAGCUGGAGAUCCCUGAACACAUGGAUCCAGAAAACCUGACCUGUAUUAUGCGGCACCAGUUCUGGGACCAGGAGAAGACUUUGGUACCAAAACUCAGAGAAGCUUAUUCUUCAAAGCUGUGGAUACGUAUCGUUUUGGUCCUCAUCAUAAUGAUUUCAGUAACAUUCGUUUUUGCUUUAAAAAAUGGAUAUGUCAAAAGUGAGAUGUCACAAACCAAUUCAUCACCGGGAAACAUGUCACAGGAGCCAGUUUUGUGUUUUUGCUUAUUACCCUGUGUGUACCAGUAGGUGUCACUUUAUUUUACUGUUGGUAAGAGUUCUAGCAGUAA
Fundulus heteroclitus (mummichog) is the source of this 734-nucleotide messenger RNA. RefSeq names its product cell surface glycoprotein CD200 receptor 1-like. The transcript has 6 exons. Gene Ontology annotation, biological process: regulation of neuroinflammatory response. The coding region runs from base 286 to 693 and encodes 135 amino acids. The record is from RefSeq and is a predicted model, not a curated record. Gene Ontology annotation, molecular function: signaling receptor activity. NCBI's taxonomy places the organism in Eukaryota, Metazoa, Chordata, Actinopteri, Cyprinodontiformes, Fundulidae.